Molecule: messenger RNA, 4178 nt
Organism: Mus pahari (shrew mouse)
Lineage: Eukaryota; Metazoa; Chordata; Mammalia; Rodentia; Muridae
Gene: Flvcr1
Product: feline leukemia virus subgroup C cellular receptor 1
Exons: 10
Coding region: 65-1747 (560 amino acids)
Biological process (GO): erythrocyte differentiation; transmembrane transport; mitochondrial transport
Cellular component (GO): mitochondrion; membrane
Molecular function (GO): heme transmembrane transporter activity; heme binding
Source: RefSeq, a predicted model, not a curated record
ACCGGGUGGGACCUAGGAGCCGGCGAGGAGGGCUAAGGGGCGGCGGGGCGGGGAGCUGAGAGGCAUGGCGCGGCCCGAUGACGAGGUGGGGCCGGCCGUGGCGCCCGGGCACCCGCUGGGGAAGGGAUACCUUCCGGUGCCCAGGGGCGCCCCGGACGGGGAGGCGCGCUUGGAGCGGCAAGACGGGCCUGAGGCGCUGAACGGAGGCCCCGGGCUCGGCCCGCUGGUCGUGGGAGCCCAGGGCGGGCCGCAAGCCCUGAUAGCGGCGGAGGAGGAGACCCAGGCUCGGCUGUUGCCCGCGGGCGACGGGGAGGACGUCCCAUGCCCCGCGUGUCCCCCGCGCACAGCGCUGUCGCCGAGGCGCUUCGUGGUGCUGCUCAUCUUCAGCCUUUACUCGCUGGUGAACGCCUUCCAGUGGAUCCAGUACAGCAGCAUCAGCAACGUGUUCGAGGACUUCUACGAGGUGUCGCCGCUGCACAUCAACUGGCUGUCCAUGGUGUACAUGGUGGCCUACGUGCCCCUCAUCUUCCCGGCCACCUGGCUGCUGGACACGCGAGGCCUGCGGCUCACGGCGCUGCUGGGCUCCGGCCUCAACUGCCUGGGAGCCUGGGUCAAGUGCGGCAGCGUGCAGCGGCACCUCUUCUGGGUCACCAUGCUGGGGCAGAUCCUGUGCUCCGUGGCCCAGGUCUUCAUCCUGGGCUUGCCCUCCCCCGUCGCCUCGGUAUGGUUUGGACCCAAGGAGGUGUCGACGGCUUGUGCCACAGCAGUGCUGGGCAAUCAGCUUGGAACUGCAGUUGGCUUUUUGUUGCCACCUGUUUUAGUGCCUGCCAUGGGCACAAAGAAUAACACAGGCCUCCUGGCUCACACACAGAAUAACACAGACCUCCUGGCUCAUAACAUCAACAUCAUGUUUUACGGAACAGCAUUUAUCUCCACAUUUUUAUUUUUUUUAACAGUAAUUGCAUUCACGGAGAAGCCUCCGUUGCCUCCCAGUCAGGCUCAGGCAGUUCUUCGAGACAGCCCCCCUGAAGAGUACUCCUACAAGACUUCUAUCUGGAACCUGUGCAGAAACAUCCCCUUUGUUCUCCUGCUGGUCAGUUACGGCAUCAUGACUGGAGCAUUUUAUUCAAUUUCAACAUUAUUGAAUCAAAUAAUAUUGACAUAUUAUGUGGGAGAAGAGGUGAAUGCUGGAAGGAUCGGGCUGACACUGGUGGUAGCUGGAAUGGUGGGCUCUAUUCUCUGUGGCUUAUGGCUGGACUAUACCAAAACCUACAAGCAGACAACUCUGAUAGUGUACAUUCUGUCUUUCAUUGGAAUGCUCAUAUUCACAUUCACACUGAACCUCGGGCACAUCAUCGUGGUGUUUUUUACUGGUGGGAUCCUUGGCUUCUUCAUGACUGGUUACCUGCCCCUGGGCUUUGAGUUUGCCGUGGAGAUCACUUACCCUGAGUCUGAGGGCAUGUCCUCAGGGCUCCUCAACACUGCUGCACAGAUACUUGGAAUUUUGUUCACAUUGGCUCAAGGAAAGAUCACAACAGACUAUAAUAGUCCAGAGGCAGGAAACAUUUUCCUUUGUGUCUGGAUGUUUGUAGGCAUCAUUUUAACAGCAUUGAUCAAGUCUGAUCUGAGAAGGCACAAUAUAAACACUGGGCUUACAAACAUUGACGUUAAAGCUGUACCAGAUGAUAGUCUGGUAGAUCCAAAACCAAAAGUGAUGCUGUCUGUACAGUUGGAAUCUUCACUCUGAAGAAGGCAAUGUGGCUGCCCUUCCACAUGGGGAUGUGGCUUCGUCUUCGGCAGCUGUGUGAGGUGUGAGACACUUGAAAGUUACUGGAUGAAUUCUGAAUGUUUUGUGUUAAGCAGUGAUUUUGCUUAAAAUGUCUUUGUUUACCUCGUGUUGCCACUCCCACUCGUGUAAUAGUGUCUAUUUUCAGUUAUGUAUUGUGUACCUGAAAGUAACAUUUUGACAUUUUUUCAGGAUGCUUUGUUUUUUAUGGGUGUCUAGAUCUUGUAAGACAUAUAAGAGUGUGCAAUUCACAUAUAAACACAUCUGGUACAUUCCCAGUCAGUUGUCACUUGAUUGUACUGACCAUGUCAGGGUCACGGUCAGAGUCACAGUGUGAGUGCAGAGUCCCAUGAGAACCGCUGACCCACUCAGACAGGGCUGGGGUUAGAGUCCCAUCUCUUACACACCUGUGUGACCCACUCAGACAGGGCUGGGGUUAGAGUCCCAUCUCUUACACACCUGUAUGACCCACUCAGACAGGGCUGGGGUUAGAGUCCCAUCUCUUACACACCUGUGUGACCCACUCAGACAGGGCUGGGGUUAGAGUCCCCUCUCUUACACACCUGUGUAUUGUGACACGUUCUGUCCCACAAAAACAAACAAAAUGGUUCUAUGCACAGAUUGAAUCCAUUAUACUCUGGUUAGCUAGGAGCUGAGACACACACAGAUCAUCUGAGAUCCUCUCUGUGCUGCCUUCAUACAGAUAAAUGUCAGUGCAGUACAACUUGAAAUAGCAGUUUUAUGUCCUUUGUCCAUUUUCACUCUCUUAAAAGAAACUUUCAUCAUCUGUGUUAUGGGCUAGCUUGUGAUUUCUUACAUCACAUCUAUAUUUUGCCUCGAAGAUACCCAAGAUAAGGAAGUCUGUGGUAACUUCAGAGAGCCAAUGUGUCUCCAUUCUGUGGAGAGUCCUUGAAAUACUAGCUGCUGUCUUUCCAGGAUCAUUCCUCUGUCUGACCACUGUUUUUAAGGAUUACCAGCCCUUGCAUAUGUCCUGUGAACGCUGGGAGCAGGUUCUGCUGCUCCACACAGUGUGUGUAGUCAGUACUCUGUGAACACUAUCUCAUACACGCUCAGGACAAGGCGAAUGGGACCAAGUGAAUUUUCACAGUGCCUACCACUGUGUCUUGUUUACAGUGAGAAUUAAAUGUCUUUGAUGUUUUGACUCUUAAGCUUACAUUCAUGACAUUUGAUCAAUCAUAAUAUUUACAUAGUGUGAUUUUGUAAAUUUUACAAAAAUUUUACAUAAUAUAAAAAUGCACACAGAAAAAGUAAUCAUGUAAUGAAUAUGGUUGAAGCAAAUGCAACUUUGAUUUAGGCAAAAUAUGCAUAGAUUUAUCUUGAUAUUAUAUUCUCUUUCAUCAAAUUACUAUAAAUUAUGUGGAAUUUGACAUUGGAGAAUGUACUGAAAGAACUUAGUAUCACUCAGGGUCAGGAAUUCUGGUUUUGUGUCCUGGGUAUGUUCUGCCUUGGUAACUCUGGACACAUCAUUUAUCCUCUCUGGCAGCAUUUUCCUGAUCCAUGAAAUAAUGCAUUCACACUGAUCUAAAAGAUCUUUUUAAAAUAUUGUCAUUCAUCACGAAGUAGACCAAAUUAUGGUACCACAGGAAUUUAGAAAUCUAUCUAUAAUUGGUGGUACACACCUACACCCUGUCUUGAAAAACCAAAAAGUAAGAAGGAAAGAGAAGGAAGGAAGGAAGGAAGGAAGGAAGGAAGGAAGGAAGGAAGGAAGGACGGAAGGAAGGAGCCUAGUUAGAGUAAACAAUUGUGAUUGAUUAUGUAGAGACAGAGAACUUCAGGUAUAUUUUUAACUUUUUUAGUCUGUAAUAGUUCAGGUAGAAUCUGUAUCAUCAAUAACUUCUUUUAGUAUUUCUGUCACAAGUUACAAAUGACCAAAAAUACGCUGUCUCCCCCCACUGUUUCUGUUUUUAAAUUGACAGUGUUGUUUACAAGAUCACAUACAUGUUACUUCCUGAAGCUUUGAACAAAUUACAGAUAAAAGUUGGAAUACUUAAUGUCUGAAAAGUAUAUUCUUGUUUUGUUUUUUUAUUGUUUGGAAAAGUGAUAAAGUAUGAUGUAAUAAUGCAAAAUGAAUUGAUGAUGUUCUCAGUAUUUUAAGUGGAUGUAUGGGUAAUAUAUCAGAUAAGAAUUUGAUAAAAUUCUAUGUCAUGGGUAUAGAAGUAGUAAUUAUCAUCACCUGUGUCUGCUUUCCUCAGAUGGUUUCAGAAGCUGUUGCAUCUGUAAAUGUUGUGACAUAGCUUUUGUCUAUAGAGAUUGUUGGAGUAAUAUCUUUGAAAAUGUUUGUUAACAACUGGAACGGCACCUGUGUCUGAUGUCUUCAUUCCUGUUCUUAUUUUUGCUACUUUUAUAAUUUCUCUAUGUGCCUGUUCUUCAU